GUGGAGCGCAGGGCGAUGGCGGAGGCCGCGGCGGGCGGCCCCGCGGGCCCGGGCGGUCCCGGCGGCCCCGGGCCGGUUCCCGAGGCGGCCCCGGGCGGCCCCGGCCCCGAGGAGGCGGUGGCGGCGGCGGCGGGGGGCGGGAGGGGCCCCGGGGCGGCGCCGGCCCCGCGGGACGCGGAGGUGACGGUGGAGAUCGGGGAGACGUAUCUGUGCCGGCGGGCGGACGGGACAUGGCACCCCGCCGAGGUGAUCCAGUCGCGGCUGAACGAGCAGGAGGGCCGGGAGGAGUUCUACGUGCACUACGUGGGCUUUAACCGGCGGCUGGACGAGUGGGUGGCCAAGGGGCGGCUGGCGCUGCGCGAGGGCGCCCGGAGCCGCGGGGACCCGGUGCUGGGGGACGCGGGCGAGCAGCCCGAGAGGAAGAUCACGCGGAACCAGAAACGCAGGCACGACGAGAUCAACCACGUGCAGAAGACCUACGCUGAGAUGGAUCCCACCACAGCCGCGCUGGAGAAGGAGCACGAGGCCAUCACCAAGGUCAAGUACGUGGACAAGAUCCACAUCGGGCACUUUGAGAUCGACGCCUGGUACUUCUCGCCCUUCCCCGAGGAGUUCGGGAAGCAGCCCAAGCUCUGGAUCUGCGAGUUCUGCCUCAAGUACAUGAAGCUGGAGAGGACGUACCGGCACCACCUGGGCCAGUGCCAGUGGCGGCAGCCGCCGGGCCGCGAGAUCUACCGCAAGGGGAACAUCUCGGUGUACGAGGUGGACGGGAAGGACCACAAGAUCUACUGCCAGAACCUGUGUCUGCUGGCCAAGCUGUUCCUGGACCAUAAGACCCUUUACUUCGACGUGGAGCCCUUCGUGUUCUACCUGCUCACCGAGGUCGACCGCCACGGCGCACACAUCGUCGGCUACUUCUCCAAGGAGAAGGAGUCUCCGGACGGGAACAACGUGGCGUGCAUCCUGACGCUGCCGCCGUACCAGCGCCGCGGCUACGGGAAGUUCCUCAUCGCCUUCAGCUACGAGCUGUCCAAGCUGGAGAACACGGUGGGCUCCCCCGAGAAGCCGCUGUCGGACCUGGGCAAGCUGAGCUACCGCAGCUACUGGUCCUGGGUGCUGCUGGAGAUCCUGCGCGACUUCCGGGGCACCCUGUCCAUCAAGGACCUCAGCCAGAUGACCAGCAUCACGCAGUCCGACAUCAUCAGCACGCUGCAGUCGCUCAACAUGGUCAAGUACUGGAAGGGGCAGCACGUGAUCUGCGUCACCCCCAAGCUGGUGGAGGAGCACCUCAAGAGCGCCCAGUACAAGAGGCCGCCCAUCACCGUGGAUUCCAUCUGCCUACGCUGGGCCCCCCCGAAGCACAAACAGGCCAAAGUGCCCAAGAAGUGACGAGGACGGCGAAGGUUUUGGGGUGAAUCCCCAGGAUUUUGGGUUCCCCCUCCGCCCGGGAUUCGGGGGACCCCCCCUCCCCCACCCCGCUGCCACUUUGGGGUGAAACGAGGCGGGUUUGGGGCCGGCGGGUCCGUUUUAGGUCAAAAAUGUCUAUUUUUGGGUGCAA
This is a messenger RNA of Columba livia (rock pigeon), 1558 nucleotides long. It is a transcript of the gene KAT8, whose product is annotated as lysine acetyltransferase 8. The record is from RefSeq and is a predicted model, not a curated record. Gene Ontology annotation, molecular function: histone H4K16 acetyltransferase activity; transcription coregulator activity. NCBI's taxonomy places the organism in Eukaryota, Metazoa, Chordata, Aves, Columbiformes, Columbidae. Gene Ontology annotation, cellular component: chromatin; MSL complex. Gene Ontology annotation, biological process: positive regulation of transcription by RNA polymerase II; negative regulation of DNA-templated transcription. Bases 16 to 1389 code for a protein of 457 amino acids. The transcript has 11 exons.